Messenger RNA from Zymoseptoria tritici IPO323, 219 nucleotides. RefSeq lists its product as uncharacterized. Gene Ontology annotation, cellular component: DASH complex; mitotic spindle. The transcript is spliced from 5 exons. Bases 1 to 219 code for a protein of 72 amino acids. The record is from RefSeq and is a predicted model, not a curated record. Gene Ontology annotation, biological process: attachment of spindle microtubules to kinetochore. Lineage: Eukaryota; Fungi; Ascomycota; Dothideomycetes; Mycosphaerellales; Mycosphaerellaceae.
AUGGAGAGCCCGCACGAACACCAGCAGAGCUUAUUGCUCUCUCGUAUCAUCACAAACGUGGAGAAGCUGAAUGAGGCAGUCAUGGUGCUCAAUAAGAGCCUGCAGGAGAUCAAUGUUCAGAAUAUGAAUGUGGAGCUGGUCGCGCAAAUGUUCAAGAACUACCAGUCCAACGUCUUGUUCCAUCUAGAAGCCACCGACAGCCUCAAAGAGCCUUCAUGA